Messenger RNA from Amphimedon queenslandica, 2087 nucleotides. RefSeq names its product tetratricopeptide repeat protein 30A-like. Gene Ontology annotation, cellular component: intraciliary transport particle B; axonemal microtubule. Gene Ontology annotation, biological process: intraciliary transport. The coding region runs from base 87 to 2030 and encodes 647 amino acids. Lineage: Eukaryota; Metazoa; Porifera; Demospongiae; Haplosclerida; Niphatidae. Gene Ontology annotation, molecular function: protein binding; intraciliary transport particle B binding. The record is from RefSeq and is a predicted model, not a curated record. The transcript has 24 exons.
UUCAUUGUUGCCACGGUAACCGCUAAACACUGGUCGAACCUCCUCACAGGCUCACAUUCCAUCUCUUCCCUAUGAACUAGGAGAGAAUGGCUGCCAAUCGUGUUCCUGAGGGACAGUACACAGAGACUAUAUAUGGAAUGAUCAAAGAAGGUAAACAUGCUGAAGUGAUUCAAAUACUAAACGUUGAGUUACAGACUCACCAAAAGUCGAGAGCAGCUCUCUCUUUAUUAGGCUAUUGUUACUAUCAGGCACAGUCAUUCUCUGCAGCUGCUGACUGUUAUGAGCAGCUGGUGCAGCUUCAUCCUGAAGUACAUGAGUAUCAGUUGUAUCACGCUCAGUCUCUUUACAAAGCCUGCAAUUAUCAGGAAGCCAUGAAAGUAUCUUGUCACCUUGAAAAUGAGGAGCAUCAAACUGAAGUUAUUAAGCUCCAGGCAUCUAUAAGAUAUGCUGAAGAGGAUUACCCUAAUGCCAGGACACUGGUUGAGAGAUGCCCUUCUAGUGAUCCAGAUGUCGAGUGUAAUAUUGGCUGUGUAUUAUUUAAAGAAGGUCAUUAUGAGGAGGCAUGCACUAAAUUCUCAUUAGCAAUGCAAAAGAUUGGCUACAAAGCAGAUAUAUGUUACAACAUUGCUCUCUGCUAUUACAAGAUGAAGAAAUAUGCCGGAUCUCUUAAAUAUAUCACUGAAAUAAUAGAGCGAGGGAUCAAAGACCAUCCAGAAUUAAGUGUUGGAUUACAAACUGAAGGACUUGAUGUCAGAAGUGUUGGCAAUACCAAGGCACUUCAAGACACUGCUCUUAUUGAGGCUUUUAAUUUGAAGGCAGCAAUUGAAUAUCAACUUAAAAAUUUUGAUGGUGGCCAAGAAGCAUUGACAGACAUGCCACCAAGAGCGGAAGAAGAGUUAGAUCCGGUUACCCUGCAUAAUCAGGCACUCAUGAACAUGAGUGAUAAUCCUACUCAAGGCUUUGAGAAACUCCAGUUCUUACUGCAGCAGAAUCCUUGUCCACCAGAGACAUUUCCUAAUCUGUUACUACUUUACCUAAAGUAUGAGUAUUAUGAUCUAGCUGCUGACGUAAUGGCAGAGAAUGCUCAUCUCACGUACAAAUGUCUCUCAACUUAUCUCUACGAUUUCCUUGAUGCUGUGCUUACAUCACAGACAGCUCCAGAGGAAGCUUUUCGUAAGCUUGAAGUGAUGUCAUCGCAUCAAACCGAGAAGCUACGUAAGCUGACAAAGAAAGUCCAAGAUCAGCGAGACAAGCAUAAUGAUGAUCUGGUCAGAAAAGCAGUCGAGGAAUAUGAUGAGGCACUGGAAUGUUAUAUACCAGUAUUGAUGGCACAAGCUAAGUUGUAUUGGGUUCAUUUCAAUUAUGCUCAAGUGGAGAAACUGUUUAGAAAAAGUGUUGAGUUUUGCAGUGAACGUGACGAAUGGAAACUAAAUGUGGCACACGUAUUGUUUAUGAGAGAUAAGUUUAAAGAAGCUUGUGGUUUCUAUCAAACUGUUGUAAAGAAACAUGCAGAAAAUUUACUGACUGUCAGUGCUGCUGUACUUGGAAACCUUUGUGUAGCUUAUGUUAUGAACAGCGAGACUGAUGAGGCUGAAGAGUUAAUGAAAAAGAUAGAAAAAGAAGAGGAAGAAAUGGCUUACGAUGACCCUGAUAAGAAACUGUUCCACUUAUGCAUUGUCAACCUAGUGAUUGGUACUUUGUAUUGUGCUAAAGGGAAUUAUGAAUUUGGUGUAAUAAGAGUUAUGAAGAGUUUAGAACCUUACAAUAAAAAGUUAGGAACCGAGACAUGGUUUUAUGUGAAAAGGUGCUUCAUAUCACUUCUUGAAAAUAUGGCUAAGCACAUGAUAAUGUUAAAGGACAGUGUCAUUGAAGAAAUAUUAAAAUUCCUUGACCAAUGUGAAGCUUAUGGUCGCAGUGUAUUGUCAAUGGUAGAACAACCUCUUGAGCAGAAUCCAAUACCUGUGGGUCAAAAUACUGUCACUUAUGAAGCACGUUUACUUAAAUCACUGUUUUUGAAACUCUGGAAAUAAAAAUAAUGUUGAUAAUUAUUACUUCAGAUUGACACGUGAACGCACGUGGUUAAAGUA